AAGUGUCAGUCAAGAACGCUUUAUUGCUUGAUGACAAUCCCUCGCGCAGGACCGGUCUGUUUCAAGAGUAAUCAGUCAAUCCGCAUUAAUUAUCCGUGCGUCCCCUCCUUAUAGUGUAGCUCGCGCUGGCACACAGACGAGAGAGAAGAGAAAGUGUGUGUGUUAUGCUUUCUACACACACCGAGCAGACGAGCACCCACCCAACCCCCCACCUUUUAAGUGAAAAAGAACCAAUAAAAAUCAGGCAGUAAAGGGCUUUUUCUUGUCACUAAAUAAAUUAAAUGCAGAUUUCUGCUUUAAGUGCGGGACCCCUUUUGUGCAGGCGAGGAACAUACUUCUUUAUUGUCCCGAUGUCAUUAGUUUUAAAGACAACGGUGCUGGAGAAUGGAAUGGGAGAGAGAGGUUGGAAUGUGAUUUCUUCUAUAUAAAAGAAUCACAACGAAAUUAAUGAAAAUUAUAUAUUUUUUAUCUAGAGGAAGGCGAUUCUGUUUAUCACUGAGUAUGCAUGCACCACCUAACUCGAUGAAAGCAUGUGAAAUGUAGGUUGAAUAGAAAACUGCCUGUCUUACAUUAGAGUGAUUUUACUAAUGUAGUAUUUCACACUUAGGCUAUAGGUCUGCGUGUAUCAGCCUAAUGGGCACUAAUGCAUAAAUUACAAUACUGAAAUGUAUAUUUGGCACAUUUGGGGCUGGACAGUGAAUCCUCAAUUUUGAGGAAUGGAGCAAGUCGGUGCUCACAAUAUCGAUGAUCAGAUUGUGUGUGUGUGUGUGGACAAGUGGAGGCUCCAACCCAUCGACAGGCCAAUGGGGUCAGGACCCAUGGAAUGCGGGGUGCAUAUGUAGAUUGCGAUGCGAUUAGACUAUUGAAUUAAUACGUAUAAGUCUAGGCUCCUCGUUUUACAUUAUUUGAUUUUAAUUAUAUUUAUUAGUUCACGUCAUUGCCAUUGUCCACGGGGGAUGAUGUUGUAUCAUGUUUGAUGCCGCUGGUCAGAUGUUGGGAUUUUGGUGUUUGCUGUAGUUCUACCAAAAGGAGAUUGAUUGAAUAAUGCCGAUAUAUAGAGUGCAUAUCUAAUGUUUCCUCUGAUGUUUGACUGCUCAUUAGAUCUACACCAGAGAUGCAGAGUGAUCAUUUUUGUAGUCUGGGAUUUUUUUGGGCCUAAAUGAUGGUUUUGCAGUCAAUUAGAAAUUCUAACAUUUGUAAAAAAUGUAUGAAAACUAAAACACUAACAUCUUGAUUAGAUACGUAUUCAACCCCCUGAGUCAAUAAGUAAGAAUCACCUUUGGCAACAAUUACAGCUGUGUCUUUCCGGAAAAGUCUCUAAGAGCUUUCCACACCCAGAUUGUGCAAUAUUUGCCUAUUAGGCCUAUUCUUUUCAAGAUGACUCAAGCUCUGUCAAAUUGAUUCUUGAUCAUUGGUAGACAACCAUUUUUAGAUCUUGCUAUUGAUUUUCAAGUAGAUUUGAAGUCAAAACUGCAACUCGGCCACUCAGGAACAUUCACUGUCUUCUUGGUAAGCGACUCCAGUUUAGAAUUGGCCUUGUGUUUUUGGUUAUUGUCCUGCUGAAAGGUGAAUUCAUCUCUUCUAGGAUAUUGUCUGUGCAUAGUUCCAUUCCAUUUAUUUUUCAUUCUGAAAAAGUCCCCAGUCCUUAACGAUGACAAGAAAACCCAUAACAUGAUACAGCCACCACUAUGCUUGAAAAUAUAGAGAGUGGUACUCAGUAAUGUGUUGUAUUGGAUUUUUCCCAAAUACUUUAUAUUCAGGACAAAAUGUUAAUUGCUUUGCCACACUUUUUGCGGUAUUACUUUAUUUCCUUGCAAACAUGUUUUGGAAUAUUUGUAUUUGGUACGUGCUUCCUUCUUUUCACUCUGUCAAUUGGGUUAGUAUUGUGGAGUAACUACAAUGUUGUUGAUCCAUCCUCAGUUUUCUCCUAUCACAGCCAUAAAACUCCUUAACUGUUUAAAAAUCAUAAUUGGCCUCAUGGUGAAAUCCCUGAGUGGUUUCCUUCUUCUCAGGCAACUGAGUUAGGAAGGACGCCUGUAUAUUUGUGGUGACUGGGUGUAUUGAUACACCAUCCAAGGUGAUAUUAAUAACUUCACCAUGCUCAGAGGGAUAUUCAAUGUCUGCUUUUUUUAAAAUGGAUUUUUUUACCCAUCUGCCAAUAGGUGCCCUUCUUUGGAGGCAUUGGAAACCUCCCUGGUCUCUGUGUUUGAAACUCACUUCUAGACUGAGGGACCUUACAGUGGGGUACAGAGAUUAUAUAGUUAUUGAAAAAUCAUGUUAAACAUUUUAUUUGUUCAUUUAUUAUUAAUUUGUGCAAAUUUGUGCAAAUUUCGAAAAACAUAACUCCACUUUGACAUGAUGUGGUAUUGUGUGUAGGCCAGUGACAACCAAAUCUCAAUUUCAUCCAUUUUAAAUUCAGGCUGUAACACAACAUAAUUUGGGAAAAGUCAAGGGAUGUGAAUACUUUCGGAAGGCGCUGUAUGUCAGCAUUGUUGUAGCAUUGCGUCAUAAACUAAUAUGUUAUAUUCAUUUUCAUUAUUAUUAUCAUUAGGCUAUUAUUAUUAGCUCUGUUCAGUUAGUGAAUUAAUUAUGAAAUCCUUCACCAUUAAAGCAAUGGGACCAUGCUGGUCCAUUCUGAAUCAUGCGAGAUUGGAUUUAGCCUAUUCUUAAGAGAGGGAACAUUUAAAACAAUUUAUUGUCUCCUUAUUUUCAGCCCUUCUUGAGAUAUUGUUGUUUUCUUGUAGCAAGCAAUGUAUGUAGCUAAGCCCAAUUCAUGGUAACAAGUAAAACAACACCCAUGUGAGGUAUCCUUGAACAGUUAUGGUAAUACUCCAAUUUGCGAUUGUAACGUAUCCUACUUACUGCGUGUAAAGUCGGAAAUAUCCACUUACUUAAGCAUGGUUAUUGAAUAGCUGGCAAUAAAAACGUACGCCAACGUUUUAGAAACACCGAUGAAAUGACACGAGUCCAAGGUUUUCUACCACCGAAUCCGAAUCGACCUCGCUCUCGCUCUUUAUCUCUUUUGCAAACUAAUCGUUUUUGUGGUUCGUAUCUUGGAAAAACAGCAUUCCCAUUUCAAAUAAGAGCUAAAUAGUUGUUGCCUGUCAUUGUAGCCGUUUUACCUUCCAUUUUCUUUAUGCAACGUUGUUAUUCCAUCGCAUUAAUCCGCAAAUCUAGCCUCUACAUUUAAUACAACAUGUAAUUUCCCCCUUUUUAACGUAUUCCCUUUGAUUUAGUCACUCUUGACUCUCCUUUUGCGCUGGGGCCAACGGGGUUCGCCGUGGGGGCGCCUUGAAACAGCCUCUCCUUAUCUCCUUUCAUCGUUCAACCCGGGGCCGCCUUGAAACCGCAGGGCCAGUAAUUGCUUUUUUCAGGCAGCCCAGUGCGGACUGGCCAGCAGCCAAUCAGAACCUUGUUUACAUUCUGUGAUUGACAGCACCCUGGCAACAUGCCAACCAAUCAGACACUUUACACAGACCGAACGCUCCAGUUUUAACCCUUUACUUCCAUUAAAAACAAACUGGGAAUGGACUGGGUAUAUUAGCCUAUAGCUCAUAGAUUUUUUACAUGGAAACACACAAGGCCAUAUCCUUCCUUUUUUAAUUGACUAAAUUAGGGAACCGUGAGCAAAACUAACCCCGAGGACAGUAAAUGCUAUCAAAUUACAUUGUGAUUCGAUUUCCCAAACCCUAUAUGUGUGUGUGUGUGUGUGUGUGUGUGUGUGUGUGUGCGUGUGUGUCAUGACAGUAAACAUAAACAGACCCCAAAGUUUUUACAUCCCGAGUUAUUUAGUCUAUUAUUUGAAUUGCUCCUGCAUUUCUGUUGUUCUUUAAUGACCUUUUAAUCUACUUAUUUUCUAUUAUAUUUACCAAAUGUUACAAACAUAUAUUUGUAGGCAUAAUUUAUAAAUAUGAUACUCAGGUUUAAGACCUUUUAAUACAUGUGUUAUUAAGCAAGUUAUAAAUCAAUUAAACUAUCAUCAAAACCUUUUGCCUAUUUCUGGUGACACAAGUAAGGCAUAAGUGUGAAGCUAUAAAAAAUGUUAUUGUAAAAUAAUACAAAUAAAAACUGCCAAUGUUAUCCAAACAUUUUUCAUUGUUUUAACCUAGUUUGGUGGUUGACGUGUAGGCCUCGUUAAUGUGAUCACAAAAUAUUCUGUUGACUUCCUAGUGAUCAAAAAGUGUAUAUUUUCUGCUUUUUACUCACAGUGCUGCCUGUCUCCUUGCGUUUGAGUGGAGGGCAUGCUGUUCUCUGGAAAGGGCUUGAAUCAAACGCCCGCCGUUUUGUUUUGCGAAUCCAGCAACUUCGCCAUUGGUUUACGGCACCAUCCAAUCGGAGACUCUGUUUAUCACGGGGCGCGUCUCACGGGCACGCUUCUCAUUGUGUUUACCAAACCAAUGGGCUUGCGCGUUCCCUUUUACUGUCCCUCCUUCGCGCGUAGUUGUGGCACUAGCGGAUACAGUGGGAGAGUUUCUGUGUGGAUGUGCGAUCUUCGAUUCACUAGAAGCCUGUACUUCUACGAUGCAUCUCUAUACCUCAACUGCACAAUACAAUCUGCAGACUAGGAUGUAACUAUUUCCACGUUUUUCUUUGUUGUACGCCGCUUUUUUUCAUUUGUAUGUUUUCGUACUAUUUUUUAAAUCAUUAAUUGUUAUGCAAGGAAUAACUUACCAAACAUGACCGGGACAUACCUUUUGGUCGGCAAGGCAAAAACUCGACUGAAUGCAAGACGACCUAUCCGAAGUUCAUAAAAGGGAUUAUUACAUCUGGGAAGCGUUCGAUGCUUCUGGCUUUUCCUCUGGAUUGGGGGAUUUAUUUCUUCUCGACAGAAUGGAAAGCCGGGAUUUCGCUCCUCCACACCACCUCUUGACAGAGCGGGGCGCGUUGGUUCACCAUGCCGCCUCUCGGAUAACUCCUGGCGGCCACAGCACCGUGCAGCACCCCGCUCAUUUCCAGCCCGGAAAAUACUAUCCCUCUCACAUCUCCAUGGCCCCACAUUCAGGUGCGUCGUUCAUGGGCUCAUUCCUGGCCAGCAGUUUGGGCUCUCCCCAGUCUCACCCAUCCGGCCCCCCUGCCUCCCCUUCCUCGCCCUCCUACAGGGGAGUACCUCACUCCAGUGCAUCUCCCAUCUGGUUCCCCCACUCACAUGAAGGGUAUCCCCGUUAUUCAGGAGGUCUGACCUCCCCCUUUCUUCCCAUGAGCCACUUGGAUCACCAUAGCAACAGCAGCGUUCUCUACGGACAGCACCGAUUCUACGACACUCAGAAAGAUCAUUUCUAUCUGAGAAGUCUGCCGUCCCAGCCCCCUCUUCUCUCAACCAAUCACAGCCUUCCGCCACUGUCUAGGACCGCCCCUGGACAUCCCCUGGGGUCCUGCAGCAGGGAAACAGACUCUGGGGAAGGAGGAGGAGGGGGAGGGGGAUCCCAAAAGAGCUCCAAAGAACCGGGGAUGGUGGAAAAGAGUGUGUCGAGAGAGAGAUCCAGCAGCAAAGAGAGGCCCCAGGAGAGCAAAGAGCGACAUCAUCAUCACCACCAUCAACAUCAGCCUCAUGCACUUUCUCACCCCCACUUCCUCCCCACUCACAUUGGUGAGGAGGACCACAGACACAAAACCCCCAACCUGCCCACGGAAUACAGGGACGACUCCGCAAAGCAUGGAAACGACCCCUUAAACCAGGGUGCCAAACACAUGACCAACUGUGCACAACUAAGUAAACUAUCCAAUGGAGACUCUGGGUCUGGGUCCAAGGCCGCAUCCCUGAACAGCUGUGGGGGUGGAGGUGAAGGGGGUAACAGACCCCAGGGGAGUGGUAGUGGGGGGGCGAGACGAUGCUCCAAGGAAGGGGGCGUGAGCGGGGAAAUGAGGAUAAGUGAAACUGUCCCCUCCUCCUCGUCAGACUGUCUGCGUCGAGCAGCCAUGAUGGGACCCCACAACCCCCAUGCCAUGGCUUCCUACUCCAUGCCCCCUCCCCCUCCUCCACCACUACAUAUGGGGCCUGCUGUGGGAGGGGGCUGGCUGCACCAUCCUCACCAUCCCCAUCACCCCCACCCGGAGUUCUACUGCCCCCCUCCCCCUGCCCCCCUUACUCUCACCCCCCCUAAAGACAGAGGAUCAGGGAGGGAGGCGAAAGGCUCUGGCCCUACGUACGUUCCGGUCGGGCCUUUUGGGGACAUGGGGUCCCCUGACUGCCGUGGUGCUGGAGGAGGAGUGGGUGGAAGCGGAGCUAAAGAUGUAAAAGGGGCAGAGAAGAGCGGAGGAGGAGGAAGAGGUGGAGGGUCUAGUGAAAGUCUUCAUUCUCUUCUUAAUCCCCAUCAUCCUCAGUCUAGUAACUGCCAGAGGAAGCCGUCGUCCCAGACGCAGCAGCCCCAGCCCCAUCAACAGCAGCUGGGCUACGGCAAGGCAGACAAGCCUCCAGACUGGAACCAGAACCACAAAUACAACCAACACCACCACAGCCAGAACAACCAGCCCAAAUCCCAGCCUCAGCCCCAUACCUCUAACCCCCAGUCCCACCACCCUAACCCCAAGCCCGGGCCUCGCUCCUGCAGCCUAGAGGCUUCUUCUUCAAGGGGAGACUUGGAGGUCCUAGAGGUCUACCGGCCCUCCCUGCCUCUUGAAGCCCAGAGCGCUUACCCCGGGGUUGGGCACCAUGCCACCAAGACUGGGCCCUACGCCAGCACCCCGCCCUUCCGGGACUGUUCACACUCAGCUCCUCCUGAGGGAAAGGGGGGGUCAGGGGGGAGAGCCCAAAGAGUGGGGCAGAAGGUUGCUAGGAUAAAGCACCAGCAGCACAGUAGUCAUGGCAGCGGGUCAGGUUCUGAUGGAUCAGGGACUGAAAGGGGGAGAGAGGGGGGUAGGCAGAGUCAGAAUCAGAAUGGUGAGAGUGGUGUUGUCAUGGGGUACGGGGUUCAAACGCCCCCCACACUGCACCCUUGGGGGGUACUAAGAGGUCCUCAAGAGGACGAGAGGAGGAUGUCCCCCCACACAGAGUCCUACCCCGAUAACAGGACUCAAAACCCCCAUGACCAACAGCAGUCUAUGACAUCGCCUCACCCCUCUCACCCUCACUCCUCCCCCAACCCAGAGGGAGAGAGCAGCGCCAUGAAGAACCUAAUGAACUACAGUUCGCAGCAGCCUUUGCUGCUCUCCCAGAGGAGUCCCUUCGGGGGGCUGGGCUGCCUGAAGCAAGGCGGCGAGAAGGGAGUGAAGGGGGGUAGACCCAGCGCCCCUCAGGAUCCCCCCAAACAGCCCCUACCCCCUAGGAGAGGGUCCACUGGCGAGGGGGAAAGGAUGGACGGAGGGGGAAGAGGGGGGAGGGAGGCGGGGGAGACACACGGAGAGGGGGAGGUGCGACAGCCCCCUGUGGGUAUAGCUGUGGCGGUUGCCCGGCAGAGAAGCCCCCAACGCCCGUCUGAUACCCCCCCAGGACACAGCCGACAGGGCAGGGUGCUGCCCAGCAUCAAAGGUAUGUCUCGCUCUGUGUACCCGCUGGGCCGGGAGGCAGAAGAGAGGAAGAGGAUGACAGAAGAGCAGCUGAGCCUUCAUCACCUCGACCGAGACAGAGAACUCCUCAUCAGGGAAAACAAGGAGAGAGGGGAGUUUGCCAGGAUCCACCCAUCCAGCAGUUGCCAUGGUGACCUGACCUCUCACCUUCUGGUGCCCGGCGGGGCCAGCCAAUUAGGUGGAGACCCUUCUGCUCAUGCCCACCACCAUUGGAUGCAGCGGACUGGAAGUCCCUCCCUCUGGAUGGGCCAUUCAUAUGGUCUGAGCCAUGCUGCUCUGCACCAGAGUAUGGGCCCAGGGUUCGGCCCUGGCCUGCCCAGCCCCCUGCAGCCUGUCCUGCCUCUGUCCCAGGACCCCUCUGGCUCCCUGGUGGUCCUGCCCUCUGAGCCUGGAGCUCACCACCACCUGGAUGUGAUGGACCAGUCAGCUCUGUGGCCCUCGGUCUACGGAGCCCGAGGUCCCUCCCCCCACAUGCAGCAUCACGCUGUUUACUCCCGUUCGCCGUUCCUACGGCAACAGGAGCUCUACGCCCUGCAGCAUCAGCACCACCAGCAACAACACAGGGCCAUGGAGCACCUCCAUCGGCAACACACACUCUCACAGAGGAAGGCAGAGGACACCACUAUCACCAUUGACGACCCUCCUCUCCACGACACUUCGAGAACCUCCCGUGCUGCUAAGCCCUUCUCCCAUACCCCUCCCUCCAAGACCGCCCCUCCCUCCCAGGGGGUGUGUCCCAGCAGUCGCCAAGCACCCUGCUGCAACUCCCCUUCCAGGAGAACACACCCCCAGAACCGUUUAAAUCCCGCCCCCAGCCCUGCGGCUGCAGCCCCUAGAUCCCCAGCUCUAAGCCCUGCCCCCUCACACCUGUUGAAAGGAGCGGAAAGAGGGGAACGAGGAGAGGGGCAGCCGCCUCAGGAUUACCCACAAUCCUUAGAGCCAGAUCUUCCACCGGGUUACACCUAUCCAGAAAUCACCAUGGGUUACAAGGCUGGUCCUUCCCCAGAGGAGGCCCGAUUGGCUGAACAUGCUGAUCUGGAGGUGGAGCCAGCUGAGCCCUGCCCUAAGCCCUGUCCACACACCGUGAGGAUUGUGGAGGAUGAGGAGGCAAAACCAGAGAAGAAGGAGAACGGGUGUAAAGUUGUAGAAUCUAGUGGAGUUGUAGAAAGGGAACGAGAAGGAGCAGAGUUGGAGGGCCAAUCAGUAUCUGAGCCCCCACUAUUUAGCAGUGGAGUGAAGACUCUUGAAAUGGCGCCGUUUCCUGCCCAAGUUUCAACCUCAGCCACAUCCCCAGCCAUACUUCCAGCUCCAUCUCUAGCCCCAGUCUCUGCUUCUGAGGAUGCCCAGAAAGGAGAGGUCUCUGUGGGCGGCCUGGUCCAGCCAGCUGGCUUGAAGGACCCACAACCAGCACAAGCAAAGAAAGAUGAGAAGGAGGAAUGUUCAGCAGAAUUGAAAAAUAACCACCUACCAGAUUGUACUGUUUCCCUGCCCCUUGAGCUAACUGGACAUGGGGAGAAGGAGGAGAGAGAGAAGGGUGAUGAUGUGGAGGAGAAGGAGAAGGAAGAAGUUAGGAUGAGUACGAGUGAAGCCUCUGUAGAGAUACUAAGCAGCCCACGGCCCUCUCCAGCCCCAACCUCAGCCUCCACCCUCAGUGAUGAUCCCUGCAUCUGGAGUCUGGAGCUUCUUAUUGCCGCAGCGUUGUGUGCCACCCGGGAUGCCUGCUACCCCCCUGUGCCCCCCUCCAAUACACUCCUGCCCGCCCCGUGCCCACUCCCACACAGAGGCAUGGAGAUCCUGGGAGAGUUGGCUGAGCUGGGGAUACUGCAGAGGAACAGGGAGAAGGAGAGAGAGACAGGAAGUGAGGAUGUUUUGACCUUUGACCUGCGUAGCCUGGCGACCCUGGCUGCGGCCCGCAGUCUGGAGCUGGGGGGAGGAGCUACAGGGACGGGGGAGGGGCAGCAGUGUACCGUCAGAAGGACCCUCAACCUGCGACGGAAAUGCAGCUGGAUGCCUCGCCACGAACCGGUGUGUCCAGUGAAGGCUGCCAUGGAGACGAUGGAUGAGGCGGAGCUAGCGAUGCGAGUGCAGCUAGCGGAGAUACAGAGACGUUACAAAGAGAAACAGAGAGAGUUAGCCAAGCUGCAGAGAAAACAUGACCACCAGAAAGCAGAGACCUCUCACAGCCCUGUUCGCAGACGACCUGGUCGCCCCCGGAAACGCAAGUCUACCCCGGGUCCCAGCGCCUCAGAUGGCCCCAAGAGACUCAGGGCGGAGGAUGAGGAAGCAGAAGGGGAUGGAGAGAAGCGGAGGAAGAGGAUGACCAAUCAUGGCUUCCUCAAGAGGAGGAGAGGUCGUCCCAGCCUGAGCUCCAGACUAGCACGGAGGGUGACCCAGCUGAAGCAGAAGGCUGUGGCCCAGAGAGGUGCCCCAUCAGGGGGCAUGCACCGCCACAGAGUGGACCCCAGACCUGGAGCCCACGCAAACUGCAGAGAGAGUGACAAAGCAGCAAAUACAUCCAGUGCCCAGCAGGACUGGGUGCCCAAUCAGGGGGUGAGGAGGAGGAGGGGUCGGCCAAAGGUCAAACAGGGCGGACCAUCGACCAGAGUCCUCCGCAGAGCGGGCGAGGACUCUGUGAACCAGGAAGUGAACGAAGGGAAGAGCAACAGCGAGACCUCCGGCCAGGAGGAGGAAGAUGAGGGGAGCUAUGACAGCGACAAAGGAACCAAUGACGUCAAGACGACGCCACCAUCCUCCAAAGACACGCCAAUGAACACUGCUGCGAUUGGCCCAGCCGCUAAGCUUCAAGCCAAUCAGAAAGCCAGGAGCAAGAAGGAGAGGCAAGGUGAUGAUGCAAGCCUGCCCAGUGCGGAGCUGAGGAUGAGAGGAGCCCCCUGCACGCCACGUCCUGCUACUGCAGACCGGAGACGCCCAGAGCUCCAGGAGCCACAGGGGGCAAGGAGAGAACCUGUACCUAACUGGAGGGCCUCAUCAGUGGGCAACAGCCUCGAGGACAGCAGGGGGGUCCAGGGACCUCUGGCGGAGGCCGAGAUGAAGAGCUCAGAACCCCAAAGCAUUCUGGGACAGAGGAGAGGCUGCUGGCUGGAGACUGAGACCCAGAGAGAGGACACCACCAGAGGCAGGAAGAGCAGGAAGAAACAGGCUAAAGGGCGUGCAGUGAGCCGGCUGCUGGAGAGCUUUGCGGCUGAUGAAGGAUUCCGAUUGGACGAGGAGAGUAGCUUCUCCGAGGGGGAGGAGGAAGACAUGGAGCAUAUAUCUCACACACGCAGAGCACCAGCAGUGCUUAACUGUGUGCUGAGCAGGGAGAUGCUGGUGGAUGGUCUGAAGGUGUUGAUAUCUAAGGAGGAUGAGCUGCUGUAUGCUGCUCGACUACACACUCUGGACCUGCCUGACAUAUUCCGUGUAGUGAUUGAGGGGGAGAGGGGGAACAGACCAAGGAUCUACUCUCUAGAACAGCUAUUAGAGGAAGCGGUGUUGGAUGUGCGGCCACAGACGGAAGCCAUCUUGACUGCCGGGAUGCGUGUUUGUGCCUACUGGAGCGAACGCUCCCGCUGCCUCUACCCUGGAUACGUCCACAGAGGGGGUCUGGGAGAGGAGGAGAAGGAGGGCAGUGUGAUGGUGGAGUUUGAUGACGGAGACAGAGGAAGAAUCUCUCUGCCCAACAUACGCCUGCUACCCCCAGGUUAUCAGAUACACUGUGCGGAGCCAUCUCCAGCCCUGCUCUCACCUGGUCGUCGUGGUCGCAGAAGCUCCACCCAGGACAGUACAGACAAGCCCACAGAGAGACCAACCAAUGGGGAGACAGGAGGGAGGAGCCAGGAGCGGAGACCAGUAGGACGACCCAAAAAGGUCAAGCCAGGGGCCAAUAGUUCCUCAACAACAUCAGAGAGUGUAACCAGUGGUAACACUUCCUCGUUAAGCUGGCCAGCAAAGAGACUUCCAGUGGACUUCUUCCUGUUCAACGGGACGUCUCGUAAAACCCACCGAGGGGGUCACCAGCGAGACUUGGGGGUGUUCCACCGCCCCGCCACACACCCCUUUGCCCCUCCUGCUCCCCUCAAGGGCAUCUUCCGUUCCCCAUUCGAGAUCGACUCCUUCAGUAGCAUCGCCAACGGUUACGCUGGAGCCUUCGGUACCGGAACCCAACGGCCUGUAACCACGGUUAUGCCUCAGGGGCUGAGGGACUCUGUCACCAUGACAACAGCACCCUCCAACAGGAAGUCGAGUGACAGAGACAGAAAACAGUUCCUGGUGAAGCUGGAUCACGAGGGUGUGACGUCGCCCAAAACCAAGAAUGGGAAAGCUCUGCUGCGUCUGGGGGGUGGCAGGGGGCACAAGGGUCCCUCUGCAGGGGUGGCGGGUGCACCCCUGAGGUACAUCCACCCUGCUCUGGUAGUGAAGGACAGGAAGAAAGGAGGAGGAGAGAGUGGAGUGUCCAGGUCUGAGCUGCUCCUGAAGGGGGCUCCAGCCCUCAGAAAAGGGCUCCCCUCAUCUGGUUUAGGGGGUCUGGGGGGAGAGUUUGGAGCUCUGGACUGCCCCAGCGACUGCCCCAGCUCUUACUCUGAGCUGGAUGAGGAUGAUGAUGAUGAUGAUGAUGAUGAUGGAGAUGAAGACGUAGCUCGGAGGAGAGCAGCAGCAGCAGGUGCGGGACGUUUCCUCUCCCGUCUCUCCGUCUGCUCCUCGUCCUCCUCGUCUUCUUCCUCCUCCGGCUCCCUCUCUUCCUCCUCCCUCUGUUCUUCCGACAAUGACUCCUCCUACUCCUCAGAUGAAGAAGGGUCUUCAUCCCUCCUUCUCCACAGAGCGCUGCUCCAGCAGCAGAAACACAAACACAGGCAGAGCUUGACCUCUAACCGCUUAACCCCUGACCCCUCCACUAACCCCAAACCUAACGCCGCCUCCUCAGCCUCUGCCCAACCACACGCCUAUGUUGCCAAGGCAGCCAUGACCAUCACCGGAGGUUCAAAGGUGAGAGGAAGUGACAGAGGAGAGGACAGGAAAGAGUACACAUCAAAGGGAAGGACUAAUAGUAGCAGUAGCGCAGCCAAAAACCAAACCAAGAGGAGAGAUGGUUCCGGCUCCAAUACACACAUUGCGAUUCCCAACACACACACUUCGACCCCCAACACCCCAGCCUCCCAGCCCAAACCUCCCAAGGACCACCCAGCAGCCAAGAGGCAGAGGAUGUUGUCACCGGACCCCCAUCCCAAUAUGUCCGCCCUCCUGCCGGGUCGCCAGCUGUGGAAGUGGUCUGGAAACCCCACGCAGAGGCGUGGUCUGAAGGGUAAGGCCCGUAAGUUGUUCUACAAGGCGAUCGUGCGUGGUGGUGAGACGGUGCAUGUGGGGGACUGUGCUGUAUUCCUGUCCCCCGGUCGGCCCCAGCUGCCCUAUGUGGGGCGAGUGGAGAGCCUCUGGGAGUCCUGGUCCUCCAGCAUGGUGGUCAGGGUCAAGUGGUUCUACCAUCCCGAGGAAACACGCCUGGGGAAGAGGCACCACGACGGAAAGCAUGCUUUGUACCAAUCAAGCCACGAGGAUGAGAAUGACGUCCAGACCAUCUCACACCGCUGUCAGGUGGUCAACCGAGCCGAGUACGAGCACCUGAUUCGCAGACGCAAGUCAGGGGGCGGAGCUCAGGACCUGUUCUACCUGGCUGGAACCUACGAACCAACCACAGGCCAGCUAGUCAGCGCCGAAGGCGUGGCCAUCGUCCCCUAGCAACAACUAUGGAGUGUAAACAAAACAAAGCCUUCAAGAUGGCUACCUCAUCUCAUAAGGCUGGACCGAGCUACUGGCGCUGGUGUCAGUGAAGCAUGGUUCUGUCCAGAACUAGAGAGUCCAGAAAGGAGGAUGUUCCUUGUUCUGGUUCUAGUUCUUGCUGGUUCUGGAUCUUGGUUCUUGGUCUUAUUUGGGUGUGGACGAUCCCAAACCCCAACAGGGAUAACAGCACUUUGGACCGCAGUGGAUUCUAUUAUCAGCACGGGAGUCAUCUGACCUGAAGAGGGACUUCAGUACUCUACUGACCUAAAACAAAGACAAACAGUGCCCACUCUACACUCUGUCUCCAAUAGUUGUUUUACAGUCUAUCAUAGAGUCAAAGACUGUCAUAGACUGACUCUUAGGCAGUCUGACAAAGAGAGACUCACCAGGUUGUUGCUGUAAGUGAGAAUGUUGUUUUCACUUCUCAGCCUAUAGAUCUGGUUAUAUAGAAUACACGAAAGAGACUGGGAGAGAGAGAGAGAGAGAGAGAGAGAGAGAGAGAGAGAGAGAGAACGUAAGGAGAGGAGAGGAGAGCAGAGACUGUUCUCUCCCCCUUCAGGGUUUAAUGGUCUUUCUGGUGCCCACACUGGUCUGAUGAUAAAUGAACAACGGCAGGAUUGAGAAAUCCCAACAGGACCAAAAACACUGUAGUUCUGAAGUGUGUGUGUUUGAGAGUGAGAGUAUGAGUGCGUUUGUGUGCUGAGUGGUUGUAAUGGAUGCAUUUGGUACUUGAAGAGCUCAGAGUAAAUAGUGCUUUAGCGUGUGUGUUUGCUUGUCUGUGCGUGCGUGCGUGCAUUGGUCUCUAGUCUAGACCUCACCAUGGAAAACCCUCAAUGUCUUUAACACUCAGAAAGUAAACCUACUAAACGUAAAUCUAGAAAUAUUAAUUAAUAUAUAGAUCGAUUUACUAACAGCUUCUUCUCUAGACAAAAAAAAGACAAAAAGGAUGAUUAUUUCUCCAGUCAAGCCAUACACUUCAAUACCUCUCAUAUCCUCCUAUUCAGGUGCAUAGAUGUACAGCUUAAUUAUUUGUCUAUUUCUGUGUGUUGUACAGCAUUAUGUAUAAAGACGUUAUGAUUAAACUGUACAUAGUAUACAUAUAUAAUAUACUUGAAGAGAGAAAUAUAUCCCUCUUUGUUUCUCUUUAGGUUGUGUUAUUUUUCAAAUAUUUUUCUUUGAGUUGUUCUUUUGGCUUAGGGAGGAGAAAGUUUUAGUCCUCUCUUCCUGCACUGAGUAUGUGGUGGGGAUGGGAUGGUAUGGGGUCCAUGAGGGGUAAAGCUGUAAAUAUGCUACAAGGGAAGGGUUCAAGUCCCAUUUUUGGGAUUAGGGUGGAUUUGGUGACUUGGGAUGGAAGGGGAUGUUUUUAUAAGAAAAGUGGAAAAGGCUUUUUGUGUCGACAUCAUCAUUGGUCUGUUUUGUAUAUUUUUCAUAUAUGUUUUUAUUGUGUCUAUUGUUAUGUACUUAUUCUCCUGAGGGGGUUUAACAGAAAUAUAAAUACUGGACAGAAACCAAGUUUCUUCUAUUUGCUGAUCCUUAAAGAUCUAGACCAGAGAGUUCUAGAAGUUCUAUAUCUAUAUUAUAUUCCUAGAGGAGAUCUAUGUAGGUAUUUAUCUGGCCUCAAAAAAACAAAACCAAAGCGCAUCUAUGUUUACGCUUGAUCACAUUAGAAUACAAUAUGAAGAAAUAUACAAAUAUGAAAAUAUUCAAUCUAAUCAAAAUUCCGGGAUCCUGCAAUCAUAUUGAAGUAAAAUACCUGUGUUCCCUCAUACCUGUUGGCAUAGAACAUCGCUUCACCACCAUGUUGCCAUGGGAGCAACGUUUUCUUUCUGCACAUUGCCCGGCUGUUGCACUUGAAGGCUCCAUGACAACCGUAUAUGACAUCACAUGAAAGUAGAGGACAAUCAGAGCCAAUCAAAAGAGGGUAAUAUAUAUUUAGAAAAAAGAUCAAAUCAAAAUUGUGCUUAAUCUUGUUCCUGCAUUGCCAAAAAUGUCUCUUUCUGUUUUUAAUAUUUUUAUUUUGCCAUUGUCUUUUUCCUGACUGUUAUGCAAGCCUGGGGUGACUGUGUUUUCAGUGUUGAGGUUUUUACAAGGACAACAUUAAUGCCUUUUCGUUUGCGACGUACAUGGACUUUUUUAAACAUUGUUGCUGUUACACUGCGAAGCAAAAGCUUUAAAAGAAAUCUAAUGUGAACAUCCAUAUUAUGUUACUUUUUGUAGGUCUUGAAACCAUUUUUAAAAGGCUGUAUUUUCUUAAAGAAACACUGGAUUCAGUUCUAAACAUCACAUUGGGUAAAGUGUCAUCAUCCUUGUGCAACCUGUUUUGGAGGCCCACUGGAAACAAUUUACUUUGUAGGAUUGAUAUAUACUUUGUAACAUUUGUCUCGGUCAUUGUUGGAAACAUGACUAAAAUAUUUCCCCUGUGUAAAAAAAAAAGAAAAAAAAAGAAAAGUUAUUUAUCUUAAUUUUAUUGCCUUUGUGUUGCGUUUCAUUAAAAAAAACACUAAAAAUGA
Molecule: messenger RNA, 15785 nt
Organism: Oncorhynchus nerka (sockeye salmon)
Lineage: Eukaryota; Metazoa; Chordata; Actinopteri; Salmoniformes; Salmonidae
Gene: bahcc1b
Product: BAH domain and coiled-coil containing 1b
Molecular function (GO): chromatin binding
Source: RefSeq, a predicted model, not a curated record